Messenger RNA from Trichoderma harzianum CBS 226.95, 2433 nucleotides. RefSeq lists its product as hypothetical. Gene Ontology annotation, biological process: poly(A)-dependent snoRNA 3'-end processing; nuclear polyadenylation-dependent antisense transcript catabolic process; nuclear polyadenylation-dependent CUT catabolic process. The transcript has 5 exons. The record is from RefSeq and is a predicted model, not a curated record. Gene Ontology annotation, molecular function: nucleotide binding; 3'-5'-RNA exonuclease activity; nucleic acid binding. Lineage: Eukaryota; Fungi; Ascomycota; Sordariomycetes; Hypocreales; Hypocreaceae. Bases 1 to 2433 code for a protein of 810 amino acids. Gene Ontology annotation, cellular component: nuclear exosome (RNase complex); nucleolus.
AUGGAAUCGUCGCAAGAUUUCAAUUCUCUCCAGGAGGAGAUCCAAAAGUCUCUCAUCUCGACCAUCAAGUCGGCCAAUCGCAUCGCAUCGCAUGACCUGAGCUUCCAGCGCACUGUCAAUCCAGAUGUUGCCGAAGAGCUCGACGAUAAGACAUCGCGCAUUCUCGAUCUCUCGACGCGGCUUCUGAACUCGGCGGCUCGAGCCUGUGGCCUGAAGCCGCCAAAGUUGGAAGACCCUGAAGAUGUGGACAUGAAUUGGCGCAAGGUGGUGGAUGUGGUGGACUCUGUUCUGGAAAAGGCAGAUCGGGCUAUCGAUGAGUAUACGGGACUGGUCAAACAGAGAGAGAAUGGAGAUUCAGAUUCCAACUCAAAGCCAAAGCAAACCAAGUCGACCAAUAAAGUCAUCCGCAACGCCAACGUGAAGAAGCCACAGCUGGACUUUGAAAUCAAACCGAAUAACUUUCCGGACGGGCCAUGGAAGCCCCUGUUGACGGAGAAACCGCACGCAGAGGUAUCUCUAGAUGACAGCCUUGUCACCUUUACCGGGGACAAUGGAGCGCCUCAGUUUAAACACCCAUAUGAACCAGAGAUAUCGAGUAUGCAGUACCCCGAUCGAGUAUUCCAGAUCCUGGACCCGAUACCACCUCAACCAAUCGAGUCAACCGCAGCCACGUGGGUAGAUACGUACGAGGGUGUUGUCGAGAUGCUCCAGGAGUUGAAAGAAGCGAAAGAAAUUGCGGUCGAUUUAGAGCAUCACGAUUUUAGGACAUACGUUGGGCUCGUCUCCUUGUUGCAGAUUAGCACUAGAGAAAAGGACUGGAUUGUUGAUACGUUGAAACCUUGGCGGCAUAAGCUCCAAGUUCUCAACGAGGUCUUCGCUGAUCCUACCAUCGUCAAAGUCUUUCACGGUGCAUAUAUGGACAUGGUUUGGCUUCAGCGAGAUCUUGGGCUCUAUGUUAAUGGCCUCUUCGACACAUUCUUCGCAAGUGAUGCUUUACAUUAUUCCAGCAAGAGCUUGGCAUUUCUCCUCUCCAAGUUUGUCAAUUUCGAGGCCGACAAGCGAUAUCAGUUGGCUGAUUGGAGGAUGCGGCCGCUCCCUGAAGAGAUGAUGUAUUACGCUCGCUCAGAUACCCACUACCUUCUCUACAUUUAUGACAGAAUUCGAAACGAUCUGGUCCAGUUGUCGGAUCGAAGCAACCCCGAGAAAGAUCUUAUCAGCAUUGUUCUGAAAAAAUCGCGAGAACUUUCACUUUCACGCCAUGAGAACCUUGAAUUUAAUGCAGAAACUGGCGAGGGGUCUAGGGGCUGGUUUAACUUUGUCUUAAAGAAUUCGCAUCUUGGCUACAAGAGCGAUCAGUUCGCUGUUUUCAGGACUCUUUGGAAAUGGAGAGAUGUGACUGCGCGCACAGAAGACGAGAAUCCCAACUUUGUACUUGGCACCAACAGUCUGACCGAGAUUGCACGGGCCAACCCUCCGGAUGCCAAGGCCCUUCACAGCCUACUACCGCUUACUGCUCCCCUAGCCCGAUCCAAGGUGAAUGAGAUUUGGAGUCAGAUACAAGAGGAAAAGGCAAAGGGAGGACCAACUCUUCUGCAAUUUUUUAUUGCCCGAGAUCCGUCAUCACAGCAAAGGGGCGGAAUUCCCAGAGUAACAAAGGCCCAAAGUCAAACCACAAAAUUGGAAGGAGCUGCCACGGCCACAAAGCUGCAACGCUCGCAGUUAUUUGGAAAUGUUGCUGUUAGCUCAAGAUGGGAUGAAACAAAAGGAGCAGCUGCUGUACAAGAAGACUACUUCCCUUUCCCUUGGCAACGGUUUGUUGAAGACGCUACAGACUUCGUUGUUGGAGCCCAGCCUGUUCAAGAAACCCCAGCGGCAACAGAAGAGCCAACAAAACCAGCAGCCACCGUUCCCUCCGCCGAAGACGAGAAGGGCGAAGAGUUCACUCUGCGCAGAGGAAGGAAGAGAAAAUCCGACGCCAUUGAAAAUGAUGAGACGUCAUCUAGUGAAGGCGAGGAGAUCCAGGACGAUGUUAUGGAUGACAACGCCGUCAUUGAGAUAGAGGAUGAAGACGUACCCCCCGGGGCAGCUAAGAGGGCGAAGAAACUAGAGAAGAAGAGGAAGAGAGACGAAGCCAAGAUGGCCGAGGAACGGCAACGCUUGGAGCUUCGUACUAAGCGACAAGGUGAAAAGCUUGCCCGUAAAGACCAGCGGAAGAAUCAGCAACAGCCAGCGGGCUCGUACCAAGCUGUUCCUUUCGACUACAGCAAAGCAGCAUCAGUUCUUCAUGCCAAGAGGGAUGAAGCCAAGGGGUCAGCUCAAGAAGACAAGAAGAAGGUGUUUGACCCAUAUGCGAAGACAGGCGAUGAUGAGAUUAAACCGGCAAGACGGAUGCCGCCAAUUAGGGGCGAGAAAAGUGCUACAUUCAAGAAGUGA